UACCAGAAGUUAAACGAUUCCCAGGACACGUUUGUCGCAUGUGGGCGGUCACUCGAUCUAUCUUUACCGACUUCUUCGGUUGGCAUUACACUACUGAAAGUAAAUGGGCCGUCCCAGUAUCCACUUCCGACUGUGAAGAAAUGCGGGAUCUAAGGAAAUGCAAAAACGAGACAAUGUACGCGAAAGGCAGUCACAAGUACACCUAUGACGUGAUACCCUCGUUACAGCCGGUUUGGAUGACAAAACGUUGGGCCGUCACAUUCCAUUGUAAAAUCGCGGAGGUCGCACUGGAAAGUGAGUGCGACAAUUGCACUAUCAACUCCCCCGUCGGUACAAUCGAAUUCCCCUAUAACGGAUCCGUGACCAGAAACCUUCAAACGCUUAUUUGGGAAGACGCGUACAAAGAAAAAAAACCAUGUGAUCUCAAACUAGCAGGCGAAUCGGUAAACGACGGCCUGUUGUACAAGACUCACGACCCAAAAAUGCGACGCUUACAGGAUCGGAUCAGCCAAACAGACUACCUCGUUAAUGUUACGAAGGAAUUAGAACGGUGUGGCAAAUCCGCCUUGUUCAGCAUAAAUGGAAUGGAAAAAAUCCUGAUUGUCAUUAACAUACCAACGCCGGAACUGUAUACCUCAUAUGCCUCGGGUUUUACGAACGCUACAGAACCACUAGCCACUCCAUUGUUAGUCGAAGUACACUCAAACGGGUCUUACGACAGCAUCGAUUCCCAGAAUACCACAGAGCGUAAGAUUCCAGCGUCAUUAGCAGCAGAGAUCAAGCAGGCGGCUCAUCAUCAAUAUACCAGGGAUCUGGCACUAGACCAAGUAAAUCGGCUGGCGAAUGAAAUUAGACGCCUCCAAUGCGAGAACCGAAAAGCAACACGCAAUAGUAUCCUCUUGAGUGCUAAGAACGAUGGGUGGUACGCGGCUACCCAACUCCAACUGCCUAGUUGUUCAAGAUUAACGGUGUAUGGAGCGCAGGUUGAGGUUGCACGUUGCGCACCUUUUAAUGUAUCCUUCGGGGCCGAGCGGACGAAAUGUGGAAAUCAGCCCCGUUUUAUGAACUUCACAAUAGCCCAUAACGGAUGGCAACUUGUUCCAUAUCACCCAUGUUAUUGGCCCGAACCUAACUACGUCAACUUUAAUGGGAAAACUCACAUCUACGCGGAUGGUGGGUGGGUUCCGGUAAUCUCAACAGUUCCAACAAACGGCAGACGCCUGGUCGGAUUGGCGACGUAUGAAGCUGAUAAUUCUCUACAAAAUUUUUUGCAAAUGAAUCCCGCGAUGCAAAACGGGCCGUUGAGUCACGCGUCGGUGAUGGCCGACAUCUUGGCUUCUAUUCAUGAACAUUACGCAGAAGAUAACUCACGUCAAUUACUGACAUCAAACGUACUCAUUCAUCACGGCGACGCACCGAACAUUGAUUUCGUCGCUAAGAUCGGUGGAUGGGUAAAGAAUUUCGGAGCAGUCUCGGGAUUUGGCGCGUUGUCAGUAUUGGCCGUGAGAUUUUGCGGAAUCGGUUCGCUACUACUCAAGGCUUUCCCCCUCCUUUCCAAAAUCCUCCAAAUGACUUGUUUCAAAAAGCCUCCAUUGGCCAUCACCGCUGCAGAUCUACCCAUGUCCAUCGACGUACAACCAACAGCAGUGACCAACCCAUCCCAAUCCACCGCAUCCGCAUCGACAGCAGUUCCACCACGCCGUACGCGACCGCGCCAACCACGACCGCCACACACGACUCAGGAAGGCGAGGCCUUCUUACCACGUAGACAGCCACGAAGAGUAGAAUAAAAUUGCCAUAGUGUCGUUUUUUUAUCACUAGUACCUUUCCUUUUCCCUUAUAAUUUCGCCGCUGUGUACCUAUAAUCAAUAUGCUCCAAUUGUGUAAUUUCGCCGCUGUGUACCUAUAAUCAAUAUGCUCCAAUUUGUGUACUUUCCUUAAAACCCUCUUCUAGACUCAAUAGCAUAAUUUUCUGGUGUCGGAUUGUCCACUUUUCAAACCAUGUUUCAUUUUUUCGUCUCCUAAGUAGAAACGGGUCAGCAAAGGAAGUUACAAGGGAGAAUGUAAAAGAGAUCAAAAGUAUACGCACCCCCCAAAAACAAAAACAAAAAAGCACUGUAAUAAUACUCACGAAGGAUAUGCCGGCUGAAUGGUUCAACUCGGGAGCACGACAAAUAGACGAAGUCUAAUCCAGGAAACUGAAACGUCGUACCCGUGUCAUCAGCGUAGGAUUCACACAUCAUUCGAUGAAACUAAAAUACAGAAGCUAGGACUGAUUGUUGCGGGACGCAACAAAAGAGGAGGGGGUGA
Messenger RNA from Daphnia magna, 2310 nucleotides. RefSeq lists its product as uncharacterized. Lineage: Eukaryota; Metazoa; Arthropoda; Branchiopoda; Diplostraca; Daphniidae. Bases 39 to 1790 code for a protein of 583 amino acids. The transcript has a single exon. The record is from RefSeq and is a predicted model, not a curated record.